CAAAUACUUACAACACAAGCUGGAAGGGGAUUAAAAACAACCACGUGGUUGAUCUGGUUUUAUACUUGCAACCUCCAGCUCAAUUUAUGUUCUUUGGGAAGAUUAGCCUCUAGAUGGAUGUGUCUGAGGGAUCCGCUUAGGCACAUCUGCAUGUGGAAAUCGGCGUUUUCUAGCUUGUGUUGAUGGUGGAAAGCUAUGACCCAGCAGGCGAGAUCCAUGGUGAGCACAGCUCCCUCUGGAAAACAAGGGCUGAAUUUCCUAAUGUAAAAGAAUAAACCCAGAUCAUGGAGGUGCUACAAUGCGAUGGCUGUGAUUUUAGAGCUCCGUCUUAUGAAGACCUCAAAGCUCACAUUCAGGAUGUGCACACGGCAUUUCUGCAACCAACGGAUGUUGCCGAGGAUAGCCCCAGCCAACAAAGAUCUGGAUCCAUGAAUGCCAGCAACCAGACGGAAGUGGAAUUUUCUUCUGUAAAGGAUGAAUUUGCAAUUGCAGAGGAUAUAGCAGGUCCAAAUGCAACUCAGAUCGGAGCUGGAAGUUAUUAUGGUCAUAGCCCAGGAUUUUAUGGUCAGCACAUUGCCCCUACUCCAAAACCAACAAACAAAUUUUUUCAAUGCAAGUUCUGUGUACGUUAUUUCAGGUCCAAAAACCUCCUGAUAGAGCACACCAGAAAAGUCCAUGGAGCACAAGCCAGUGGAAGUCCGACAGGCCCCCCGACUGCUGGAUCGUUAAAUUACAAUGUCAUGAUGCAUGAGGGAUUUGGAAAGGUUUUUUCUUGCCAGUUUUGCACUUAUAAGUCGCCAAGACGGGCCCGAAUCAUCAAGCAUCAGAAAAUGUAUCACAAGAAUAACUUGAAGGAGACGGCGACUCCCCCAGCUGCCCCUGCACUGCCUGAUUCAUUGUCUGCAUCGGUGCCGGUGCAAGAUCCCUGCAAGGAGUUGCCCGCAGAAGUGGUGGAACGUAGCAUCUUGGAAUCCAUGGUCAAACCUUUGACCAAGUCUAGGGGCAACUUUUGUUGUGAGUGGUGUAGCUAUCAGACGCCCCGCAGGGAACGUUGGUGUGACCAUAUGAUGAAGAAGCACCGAGGCAUGGUCAAAAUAUUGUCUAGUCUAAGGCAGCAGCAGGACGGAACCAGCGUCCCUGAUGUACAGAACAAGAGUGCUUCGAACCCUGCCCCGAACUCCACCUAUCUAGCCAUGAACGCCGCAGGCCGCGAGAUGCCCAAUGCCAACGUCUCAAAUUUCAGGGGUUCCGUAGGCAAUUCCCUCAUCAGAUCCAAUUCUUCUGCAACUUCCAAGUUUUCUCCCACGUCUUAUCCUCAGAUGAAGCCGAAGUCACCUCACAACUCUGGCCUAGUUAAUUUGGCUGAGCGAUCCCGAUAUGGAAUUGCUGACAUGACAAAUUCUUCCACUGACCUGGAAACUAACAGUAUGUUAAACGAUUCUAGUUCUGAUGAUGAGUUAAAUGAGAUAGACAGUGAGAAUGGUUUGAAUUCCAUGGAUCACCAGGCCUCAGGUCUGUCUACAGAGCAACUGAUGGGAUCCGAUGGCAACAAAUUAUUGGAAACCAAGGGGAUACCUUUCAGAAGAUACAUGAACAGGUUCCAGUGCCCCUUUUGCCCAUUCCUUACCAUGCACCGGCGCAGUAUCUCUCGUCACAUCGAAAACAUUCAUCUGUCUGGAAAGACCGCUGUCUACAAAUGCGAUGAAUGCCCAUUCACUUGCAAGAGUUCACUAAAACUUGGAGUGCAUAAACAAUGUCACACGGGUUCUACAUCGGAUUGGGAUGCCGUGAAUUCCCAGAGCGAAGGUAUCUCCUCAUCACUGAACGAAGGCACUGUGUCUUAUGAAGGUGCAAGCAUCAAUGGGAGAAAGUCGGGAGUCAUGUUGGAAUCUCUGCAACAGCAACAGCAGCCACAGCAACCCCAGCAGCAGCCACUGCCACAGCAGCCGCAGCCACAGCAGCAGCAACAGCAGCAGCAGCAGCAGCAACAGCCGCAGCCACAGCAGCAGCAGCAACAGCAAUCCCAGCAGCAGCAGCCACUGCCGCCUCAGCAGCAGUCACUGCCUCAGCAGCCACCGCCGCCACCCCAGAGCCAGCCUCAGCACCCGUACAAGUGUACAAUGUGUAAUUACUCCACAACGACUCUGAAAGGUCUGCGAGUCCAUCAGCAGCAUAAGCAUUCGUUCUGUGACAACUUGCCAAAAUUCGAGGGACAGUCCUCCAUGCCAUUGGAAAGUGAGCCCGAAAGCCACACCUCUUCCAGCACUGUGAAGAAAAGUCAGACCUCAAUUCUUGGGUUAUCCUCCAAAAAUAACUUUGUGGCUAAAACCUCUAGGAAGAUUUCUAAUGACUUCCCUCUCGAUCUGUCACCAGUGAAGAAGAGAACUAGAAUUGAUGAAAUAGCCAGCAACCUGCAGAGUAAAAUUAACCAAACCAAACAACAAGAAGAUGCAGUGAUCAACGUGGAAGAUGAUGAAGAAGAAGAGGAAGAUAACGAAGUUGAGAUAGAAGUUGAACUCGACAGGGAAGAGGAGUCAGUGGAGCCACUGAUGGAGGCUCCAGGAUCUUUUGUGAGUCAGCCGAUUUGGGGGAGAGAGGCUAAUGAUUCUCAGAAGGAGGCUAGUUACAGAAACGUGCCACAUGACUACAAUGCCACCAACGGGGCAGAGAUUGAGCUAACCCUCUCUGAAGACGAUGAGGAUUAUUACUGCUCUUCUGUCAACAUGAAGGAUCAUCAGGGUUCCAGUGCAGCUCUUUUGGGCAACCAGGCCAGUAUGUAUGGGUCAGAUCAUAACAAUGAGAAUUCUGAAUUUAAUGACUCUGGAAGACUUUACUACUGCAAACACUGUGACUUCAGCAACAAAUCUGCCAGGAGCGUCAGCACCCACUACCAGCGGAUGCACCCAUACAUUAAGUUCAGCUUUAGAUAUAUCUUAGACCCCAAUGACCACAGUGCGGUGUACAGAUGUCUGGAGUGUUACAUCGACUAUACCAACUUCGAAGACCUGCAACAACAUUACGGUGAGCAUCACCCCGAGGCCAUGAACGUGCUCAACUUCGAUCAUUCGGAUUUGAUUUACCGGUGCCGGUUUUGUUCCUACACUAGCCCCAACGUCAGAAGCCUGAUGCCCCAUUACCAAAGAAUGCAUCCAACGGUGAAAAUUAACAACGCCAUGAUCUUUUCCAGCUAUGUCGUUGAGCAGCAAGAAGGGCUAAAUGCCGAGUCUCAGACCCUGCGGGAGAUUUUGAAUUCUGCUCCUAAAAACAUGGCCACCUCCACUCCGGUGGCUCGUGGGACUGGCGCUCCAGCGUCGUUUCACAAAAACCCUAAUUCCAAGACUUUUACUCCAGAGUGUGAAAAUCAGAAGGACCCCUCAGUUAACACCGUCGUGGUUUAUGACUGUGAUGUCUGUUCCUUUGCGAGCCCAAACAUGCAUUCAGUCUUGGUUCAUUAUCAGAAGAAGCACCCUGAAGAAAAGGCUUCCUACUUCAGGAUCCAGAAAACUAUGAGGGUGGUGUCUGUGGACAGGGGCUCUGCCCUUUCUCAGUUAUCAUUUGAGGUGGGUGCGCCCAUGUCUCCCAAAAUGUCCAACAUGGCUUCCCCCCCGCCCCCCCCGCCCCCUCCACCAGACCUCAGCACUGAGCUGUACUACUGCAAACACUGUUCCUAUAGCAACCGGUCCGUCGUGGGCGUGCUGGUCCAUUACCAGAAGAGGCAUCCUGAAAUAAAGGUUACUGCCAAGUACAUCCGGCAGGCCCCUCCCACCGCAGCGAUGAUGAGAGGGACUGAGGUGUCCCACGGUGUUCCCCGGCCACCUGCCUCCAUGCAGCGGCUGAACCGAGUGGGCUCCGAGAGAGACAUCCCUCCUGGGGAAAACGAGAUGUUCUUCUGCCAGCACUGUGACUAUGGCAACCGGACGGUCAAGGGAGUGCUCAUUCAUUAUCAGAAGAAGCACCGCGACUUCAAGGCCAAUGCAGAUGUGAUUCGGCAGCACACGGCCACCAUCCGGAGCCUCUGUGACCGCAGUCAGAAGAAGCCUGCCAGCGGCCUGCUUUCCCCAGCCUCGGGCGCGGAGCGAGACAAAGCCAAGCUCCGUGCCCUCAAGUGCCGCCAGUGCUCCUAUACCUCCCCUUACUUCUACGCCCUGAGAAAGCACAUCAAGAAGGACCACCCCAGCCUGAAGGCCACCGUCACUUCCAUUUUGCGCUGGGCCUUUCUUGAUGGCUUAAUAGAAGCCGGCUAUCACUGUGAAUGGUGUAUCUAUUCCCACACCGAACCCAGCGGCCUGCUUCUGCAUUAUCAACGGAGGCACCCCGAGCAUUACGUCGACUACACCUACAUGGCCACGAAGCUCUGGGCCGGGCCCGACCCUUCCCCUCCCUCCCUCGCCGGGCCACCCGAAGCCAAAACCUACAAAUGCCGGGACUGCAUUUUCGAGGCCUCUUCCAUUUGGGACAUCACCAAUCACUAUCAGGCUUUUCACCCUUGGGCCAUGAACGGCGAUGAAUCCGUCUUGCUGGACAUCAUAAAAGAGAAAGAUGCCGCCGAGAAGGCCAACACCCAGCCUGACGAGGUCCCGGCCCGGAUGAACUGUGAAAACAAGCUGACCCCGGCCCCGCUCGUCGAGCAGGAGGCCGAGUCCCCGGAAGACCCUGCCCUGUCACCGGAAAAAAAUGUCCAGCUGGCCUCGGCCAACCCGGCGAUAUCCUCCACCCCGUAUCAGUGCACGGUCUGUCAGUCGGAAUACAAUAACCUGCAUGGCCUCCUCACCCACUAUGGCAAGAAGCAUCCUGGCAUGAAGGUGAAAGCCGCGGACUUUGCCCAGGACAUAGACAUCAACCCCGGUGCCGUGUACAAGUGCCGGCAUUGCCCUUACAUUAAUACUCGCAUUCACGGUGUCCUCACCCACUACCAGAAGCGGCAUCCGUCCAUCAAAGUGACCGCGGAGGACUUCGUCCACGACGUGGAGCAGUCUGCUGACAUAUCCCAGAAUGACGUGGAGGAGACGAGCCGGAUUUUCAAGCAGGGCUAUGGGGCUUAUAGGUGCAAGCUGUGCCCCUACACCCACGGCACUCUGGAGAAGCUCAAAAUUCACUACGAGAAGUACCACAAUCAGCCCGAGUUUGAUGUGUUUGCUCAGUCGCCCCCGAAGAUGGCCGUUGCCCUGGAACCUGAGCUGCCAGCGGAGUCCAGCCCCUCCCAGGUGCUGUCGGCCGAGGAGGUCGGCGAAGUGUCUGUGCCCGCCUCCCACUUCUCCACAUCCCACCUGGUCUCCCACACGGUGUUCCGGUGCCAGCUUUGCAAGUACUUCUGCUCUACCCGGAAGGGAAUCGCCCGCCACUACCGCAUCAAGCAUAACAAUGUCCGGGCACAGCCCGAGGGCAAGAACAACCUCUUUAAGUGUGCUCUCUGCUCCUACACCAACCCCAUUCGCAAGGGGCUGGCGGCGCAUUAUCAGAAGCGGCACGACAUCGACGCGUACUACACCCACUGCCUAGCCGCCUCCAGGACGGUGAGCGACAAGCCCAGCAAAGUCAUCAUCCCCUCCCCGCCCAAGGAUGACUCCCCCCAGCUGAGUGAGGAGUUGCGGCGGGCGGUGGAGAAGAAAAAAUGCUCGUUGUGCUCCUUCCAGUCAUUCAGCAAAAAAGGGAUCGUGUCCCAUUACAUGAAGCGUCACCCUGGGGUGUUUCCAAAGAAGCAGCAUGCCAGUAAACUUGGAGGCUACUUCACGGCCGUCUACGCGGACGAGCACGAGACGCCAGCGCUGCAGGAGGAGAGGAGUGAUGGCGAGAAGCCCGAGGUGGAGACUGAGGCACAGGAAAUCGAGUGGCUCCCCUUCCGCUGCAUAAAGUGCUUCAAACUGUCCUUCAGCACAGCUGAGCUGCUGUGUAUGCACUACACGGAUCAUCACAGCAAAGACCUGAAACGAGACUUCACCAUCCUGGGCAGCGGCACUCGCUCUCAGAUUUCUGCCUACCAGUGCAAGCACUGUGAUAGCAAACUGCAGAGUGUGGCAGAACUGACCUCGCAUCUGAACGGCCACAAUGAGGAAUUUCAGAAGCGGGCCAAACGUCAAGAGAGGAGGAAACAGCUUUUGAGCAAGCAGAAAUACGCAGACGGUGCUUUUGCCGAUUUCAAACAAGAGAGGCAGCCUUUUGGUCACUUAGAAGAAGUGCCAAAGAUCAAGGAGAGAAAAGUGGUGGGAUACAAAUGUAAGUUCUGUGUUGAAGUUCACCCGACGCUCCGCGCCAUCUGCAAUCAUCUUCGCAAGCAUGUCCAGUACGGGAACGUCCCAGCAGUGUCCGCUGCCGUGAAGGGACUGCGUUCUCACGAGAGGAGUCAUUUGGCACUGGCCAUGUUUACCCGGGAAGACAAGUACAGCUGCCAGUACUGUUCCUUUGUGUCUGCUUUCAGACACAAUUUGGAUCGCCAUAUGCAGACUCACCAUGGACACCACAAGCCAUUCCGCUGCAAACUCUGCUCCUUCAAGUCCUCCUAUAAUAGCCGCCUGAAAACGCAUAUACUCAAAGCUCAUGCUGGUGAACAUGCCUACAAAUGUUCCUGGUGCUCAUUUUCCACCAUGACGAUCAGCCAACUGAAGGAGCAUUCCUUGAAAGUCCAUGGGAAAGCCUUGACCCUCCCAAGACCACGCAUUGUCAGCCUCUUAACCUCACAUGCCCACCACUCCUCCCAGAAGGCUGCCCCUACCGAAGAUGUGGAAGACUCCAAUGACUCUUCAUAUUCAGAACCUCCAGAUGUUCAGCAGCAGUUGAACCACUAUCAGUCAGCUGCACUGGCGAGGAACAAUAACAAUGUUAGCCCUGUACCUCUUUCUGGGGCCACUGCCGGCGCUGAACAGAAAACUGAAGCCAUUCUUAACUGUGAAUUUUGUGAAUUCUCCUCUGGUUACAUUCAGAGCAUUAGGCGUCAUUACCGUGACAAGCAUGGAGGGAAGAAGCUCUUCAAGUGCAAAGAUUGCUCCUUUUAUACAGGCUUUAAAUCUGCUUUUACUAUGCAUGUGGAAGCUGGACAUUCAGCAGUUCCCGAGGAAGGACCCAAAGACCUGCGCUGUCCUCUCUGCCUCUACCACACCAAAUAUAAGCGCAACAUGAUUGACCAUAUCGUGCUCCAUCGAGAAGAGCGAGUUGUUCCCAUUGAGGUGUGCCGUUCCAAACUGUCAAAAUACUUGCAGGGAAUAGUUUUCCGCUGUGAUAAGUGUACCUUCACCUGCUCCAGUGAUGAGAGCUUGCAGCAACACAUAGAGAAGCACAAUGAGCUGAAACCUUACAAAUGCCAGCUCUGCUACUAUGAGACCAAACACACAGAAGAGCUGGACAGCCACCUUCGAGAUGAGCAUAAGGUGAGCCGUAACUUUGAGCUGGUUGGGCGGGUGAAUUUGGAUCAGCUGGAACAAAUGAAGGGAAAAACAGAGAGCUCCAGCAGCGACGAGGAUGAGAAGGAAGAGGAAAUGAACAAAGAUGAAGACAGAGAUCUCAUGGCAUUUUCUGACAGCGGGGCCCCCGUUUGCCCCGAGAAACGUUUUCCGUGUGAAUUUUGUGGACGGACGUUUGCUCAGGGCUCUGAUUGGGAGCGGCAUGUGCUGAGGCACGGCAUGGCUCUGAACGACAGCAAACAAAGGAGCAAAGAGGAUGACCACCCAAAAGAGAGCCUCGAGGAAAGUCUUAAAAUGUCUUUAACGGAAGAGAAGGAAGGUGACGAGGUGCUAGAGAUGAACUUUCCCCUUGAGAAUGAAACAGUAGCAGUCUGUGUGGUAGCUACCGACGAAACUCUCCAAGAAAAUGCAGAGGCCAAAAAUGAAUGAGCAUUUGGUGUGAUUUUUAAUCAAACCCUACUUGAACAGCGA
Tachyglossus aculeatus (Australian echidna) is the source of this 7865-nucleotide messenger RNA. It is a transcript of the gene ZNF462, whose product is annotated as zinc finger protein 462. The record is from RefSeq and is a predicted model, not a curated record. The coding region runs from base 285 to 7823 and encodes 2512 amino acids. Gene Ontology annotation, cellular component: nucleus. The transcript is spliced from 13 exons. Gene Ontology annotation, biological process: regulation of gene expression. NCBI's taxonomy places the organism in Eukaryota, Metazoa, Chordata, Mammalia, Monotremata, Tachyglossidae.